Molecule: messenger RNA, 3888 nt
Organism: Myiozetetes cayanensis
Lineage: Eukaryota; Metazoa; Chordata; Aves; Passeriformes; Tyrannidae
Gene: OXNAD1
Product: oxidoreductase NAD binding domain containing 1
Exons: 9
Coding region: 2825-3670 (281 amino acids)
Cellular component (GO): mitochondrion
Molecular function (GO): oxidoreductase activity
Source: RefSeq, a predicted model, not a curated record
CUGCCUCUUGUCCCUCCCCCGGCCCUUGGCCCCCUCAGUGCCGCCCCGCCUCAGCCGGGCCGGGCUGCCCCGCGCCCCCUGCGCUCACCGAGCGCCCCUCUGUGCGGGGAAACGGGGAAAAAUUUCACUGCUUUCGCUGCUGACUUCUGCAGGAGGUGCUGUUGGUACCUCUUACCGAGGGAUAGCUUCUGGUAAAAGAUUUCCUCAUCCUACUUGCUUAAGUACCCUUGCUGCCCCCUCAACACUCCCUUGCAUUAACUUACACAGUAAUUUGCUCUUCGGUGUGGUAUGGGUGAGCAGAAAGUAAUUCUCCCUUCAGAUAGUAAUGUAGGAUUGAGAGUAAGAAGAGAUGCAGUCAUAGAUCUCAAGCAAUACUAACUAACCCUGGGUGAGUGGGUCAGAGGAGAAAAAGAAUGAACGAUUAAUUGAUUAUAAGUGAGGAGAAGGAGUCACAUGUAACAGUCAUAAAAGUAGCACUUGUUUCUCCCACGUAGCAAAAAGAAGUGUAUAAAUGCAUAUAAAUAUCUAAAGAGGGGGUAUCAAGAGGAUGGAGCCAGGCUCCUCUCAGUGGUGCCAACCACAAGGACACGAGGCAAUGGGCAGAAACUGAUGCACAGGAAGUUCCACCUGAACAUGAGGAAUAACUUUACUGUGUGGAUUACUGAGCACUGAAACAGGUUGCUCAGAGAGGUUGUGGAGUCUCCCUCGUUGGAGAUAUUCAAGAACCAUCUGGACACAAUCCUGUGCCAUGUGGUCUAGGAUGACCCUGCUUGACCAGGGAGGUUGGACCAGAUGACCCACUCUGGUCCCUUCAAACCUCACCCGUUCUGUGAUUCUGUGAAGUAAGGGGGUAUUUGUAGUGGCUUUUGCUGUAAUGGGUUGGGUAAGAAGGGAGUAAAGGGAGAAUAUCCCACCUGACAGGAGCUUGGGAGGCUGAAGCAGUGCCCUCCAUGGAGGGCAGGGAAUCGCCGAAGAGCUGGAUGGAUGGAGAAAGUCACAGGGGUGACAGAUGGGGCAGAAGCUGUUCACCCUGUGGAAAGGUGUGAUUCACACUUGUACAUGGGAGAGGAGAACCAGGGCUCAUUAAAAGACAUUUUGGAAUUUAUUAGAUACAGAGUAAAAAAUGACAACUGACUUUAUUGUCAUCUUCAUGAUUGAAGAGUGAUUGAUGACAGUGUAAAUGGAACAAGGAUCUUGAACUACUGCUCAAGAGUAGUUUCUUAUUUAUGAGAGAGUCUCAAAGUAGUCUGUAUCAAUAGGAUCUUUCAGCUGUGACUAUAAAAUUAGGCUGCCAUUUAUUUUGUUUUCAGUAUUAUGUAUUGAUACUGAACUUUGGUUGGUUUUUUACAUUUUCAUGUGUAGAACUGAGCAGAUUUGCUUCCUGAAGAGGUAACAGUGAAAAUGAGGAGAAUGAGGAUGGCUCAUUUCAAUGAGCAUACACCUCAGCAGCAGAAUUAAACAAAGGACAUAAAAUAAACAGUCAAGAAUCUCUGCUUGGAUUUUAAAGUUGUGCCACUUCUUUUACCAGCAGAUGUUGCUGCAUUUAGUAGCAAUUAAUUGCAGAAGGGGUCUUGAAGGUUGUGAGUUGAUUAAAAAAGAAAAAAAAAAUCUUUAUUCUCAGUCCUAGGCCUCUGAAGCAAAGUGUCAGACUUUCUGUGGUUCAUUUUGAUGUUGUGGAGAUUUAAUUAAAGUCACAGGUAUUGGUAUAAAUGGCUUACAUAAGAGUGUCCACUUUCAAACAUCCUUCAUUUUUACUUUGACUUAGUUGAUGUGGUAGAGUGAAAAGCAUGAGAACAUGAAUCAAAAAGCAAGAAGCCUAAAAAAAAAGCAGAGAUGUAUAUGUAUAUGCUAUCUGAAAGACUCCAAAUCCUAAACUGACCUCAUGAAUUUGAGAAACUUAACGAUUUUUGAGCACUCUGCCUUUACAUGCAAAAUCCCAAGGUAGAGGAAUGCGGCUCUUCAUUAGAUGUGUACUUUGUCAUGCUAAAAUAUUUUAAGAUUGUUAAUACUUUUGUUAUCAAUAGCUUCUACACAUUUACAUGUAGAAAGUGCUAAAAUGUUUUGUUUAAACACUUAAGUACCCUUUAAGUCCUCUGUAAUGGUGUGAAAAAAAUUUUUCACAUAAUUUUGUUUACUAGUGGUAGAUGACUUUUAAAUACUUCCAUUUUUAAAAGUUGCAGGCUGCUGUGGAAUUAAAUGCUGAAAAGCUAUUAAAAAUAUGGCUGGUAAAAGCUGCAGGAAAGUGGGCGUUCUUACUCUUGAAAGUGGGCAUUUUGAGUAGUGACUUUUGAGAAAUGCAUUCCAUUUCUGAGUGGCCUAAUUUAAGGAAGCUCUGCCUCCAUUUGUACAAGAUUACAAACAGGACAAAUUACUAAGUGACCAGCCAGUACAGCUGUUAGUAAAAGUCUAGAGAGCAUAGUGCCAUUUCAAAGGAUUCAAAAUGAAAAACAUUUUGAAAAUAAAUUACGUGCCUUAAAAGAAUGCAGGAGAAGAGAUUUUAAUGGAAAUAAAAUAUUAAUGCUUUAAAGAAGCAACGGACUGCAUCGCAGAAAUAAUACAAUUUGACAGGUGAUGAUAAUAUGAUAGGGAAUUAUGCUAAUCCAUUUUAGGAAAAACAAAGGCCUACAAGGUAUGAGAAAUAUCUCUUGGCUCUCUGAUUUGCAUGUCGUAAACGAAAUGUGGUUCUGCCUUACUCUGAGUGCUGACCAUGUCGGUUCAUCUUUCUGUGUCACAGCUCCGUUUGAGUGCCCAGUUUUGCACCUUCUUCACACCAUGUUUCCACUGUAGUGCAUGAACCGGUGAUUCUGAAGAGUUCUCAGUUGUCAUGGCUCAUUCUACUAUUUAUGUGGGUUGCACUGUUCCUCAGUUACUGAGAGGUGCUAGCAGAGUUUUUCCUUCUCAUUCUGCAUUGGGAGUGUUGAGGCACUCUGCUUUUUAUUACUGCACUGUGAACGGCACAAUAAAAUCAAAAAGGAAAAUGGAUCAUCUUGAGAGGACAGCAAAUAAUUUUCGCCAGGAGGUAAUUACACAGGCAAAAGUGUGUGGAAUCACCAAUGAAUCGGAGACAGUCAAAAGACUUCGUUUGGCUAUUGCAAAUAAGGAUUUUACCUUCAAAGCAGGACAGUGGGUUGAUUUCUUUAUUCCUGGAGUGUCUGUAGUUGGGGGAUUCUCCAUAUGUUCAAGCCCUGGCCUCUUAGAACGAGAAGGAAUACUAGAGCUGGCAGUAAAGCACACUGUUCAUCCUCCUGCUCACUGGAUUCACACUGAGUGUACUCUUGACUCAGAAGUGGCUCUUCGAGUGGGAGCAGAUCUUCAUGGAUACCAAGAGGGUAAAGGAAAUGGACACAAAUUGGGAACAGUGAAGCUGUACUACAGUGCAAAAAAUACAAGUGAACUCUUAUUUAAGAAAAAUAUUCUUGAUUUGAUGAACACGUUUCCUGGAAAGAUCACAUGUUGUUUCCACGUUACCCAACAGCGUUCCCAGAUCUGUAAAGAACUUCAGCCACACGUUACAGAGGGAAGAAUAUCUGCAAAAGAUCUAGAAAAACACGUAUCUAACAAUACUUCAUGGUACAUCUGUGGUCCACCUCCGAUGAUAGAAUCUAUAUCCAAACUACUGUCUAACAUUGGUGUUCCUGGAAACUCUGUUUUCUUCGAGAAAUGGUGGUAGUGACACCUGCUGAAGAGAAAAUAUCUUAUUUUUUCAAGUGCAUUUUGAUAAGCUGCAAUGUGCAGAAUUGGACUAUGAAUUAUUUGGAAGAUUUUACUUCAUAGAUGAAGAUGUCCUCAAUUAUAACAGUGUUCCUUUUAAUUUAACUGUAAUAUACCUGUAAUGCAGUGCUGCUUCUUUGGGGGAAAGUGAUUUUAUAUUAAAGACAUUAACUGUUC